Molecule: messenger RNA, 1643 nt
Organism: Lates calcarifer (barramundi perch)
Lineage: Eukaryota; Metazoa; Chordata; Actinopteri; Centropomidae
Exons: 3
Coding region: 149-1192 (347 amino acids)
Molecular function (GO): DNA binding
Source: RefSeq, a predicted model, not a curated record
GUAAACAUAACUCUGCUAGUGCAGCAAUAGUACUGUUAUCAUUAAUGAAAACGACUUAUUUAGAAAACGCCGGGAAGCCCCUUCAUUACACCUGUAGCUACAAAGCUGAGUGUUAGCAGGACGUGGUUUGAACCACAGUGACUCGCUAAUGUUGUGUGUUGACAGUCCGGGGCCAGCCAGAGAGAUGACCCGUAAGAGGAGUAUGGUUUGGGGCUUUUUUAAAACCGUGAACUCGGAGUCGGUGCAGUGUCUGCUCUGCAGGGGAUACCAGUCCCGACAGGUUCAGGGCAGCACCACAGCCAUGCUCAGACACCUGCGUGUCAAACACCCCAAAGAGGUCGCCAAGAAAUGUAAAGGAAGGGCGCCUGAAACUGUCCCUACAAACGGUCACCAGGAGGUGGACACGGACAGCCAGGAGUUCUGCCCCGUGGAUUUGUCACUGGAGGAUGGAGACUCUGACGCCCCUGCUGCCAUGAAUGAAUCUGAUAUUGCUUGUGAUUUUAAUGCCAUCCUGGAAGCUGCACAAGGAGGUCCAGCAGAACAAACAGCACAUAGAGAGGCGAGUGAUGACCGCCCUGUAAGACACAGCCGGAACAAACGGAGCUUGAUAUGGAGGCACUAUGAGCGUUUGGACAGUCUGGAUGCUGCUCGGUGCCUCAUUUGCAUGAAGAAGUUACAGUGCUUCGAAGGCGGCAGCACCAGCAACUUGCAUCGGCACAUGUCAAAGAGACACCCGGAUGUGUUUUCUACGUUAGUGGCCAACAGGUUUAAGCCACCCCCCUCCUCCUCGUCACACAGCUCAAAUGAUAACGGUGACACAUCGACAGCACCAGAGGCUGCUGGGUCUACAGAGCAGAGACAGUUCUCAGGUUCAAGAGCAUACGAAGGAGAAAGGCGAGUGUUGAGGCGAGAGCAGGAGCUGAUUGAAGCUCUGAGGAGGACGCAGAAGGAGGAGGCUCGGGCUCUGGAGCAUCAGAGGGAGCUGCUCGAGAAGCUGCGAGCAACGGACGCCAGAGAGGCAGCUGCAGAGAGGGAGAGGAUUGAGUUGCUGAGGAGAGCACAGCAGGAAGAAGCCAAAGAAUUAAGCAGACAGAGAGAAGAGCUGGAGAAGGAAAAGGCAGAGCUAAAGAAGAAAUGGGAAGAGCUUCAGCAGGAAAGAGAAGAGCUGCUCUUGUUUUCCAGAGGACAGUAAUCCUCCUGACUCCUGACCAUGUUACAACAUGACAACAGGGCUGUGAUGUUUUUCCUAUAAAUGCCUUGGGACUAUUUAAAACGUGAUGAUAUAAAAAUGUGAGAUCCUCUCUUACCCAAAUGUAUUUUGCAAAAAGUCAGUGAACAGUUGAUUUUGUUUCUGUCGCAGCUGAUGUCCUGACAUCACUGUGGCAUCAAAUAUAUUGAAUGUUUAAUCCAGGACAAACCUCUCCCAGCCUGUAUUCACUCAAAGCCACAACAAGAGGUUUUCAGUUUUAUAUACUGGCUAUAAAAAUAUAUGUGUUCCUUCAAACUCUUCAAGUCUACAGUACAGAAUCAGGUUAGUUGGACAAAAUACUGUCGAUGGCUUGUCCAAUAAAAAUACUAGACCAUCAGUCAUUCACUGUUAUCCUGUUAUUCUACCAAAAUAAAAGAAGUUGUCACUAAUUUCA